Aedes albopictus (Asian tiger mosquito) is the source of this 2678-nucleotide messenger RNA. It is a transcript of the gene net, whose product is annotated as transcription factor ATOH8. Gene Ontology annotation, cellular component: nucleus. NCBI's taxonomy places the organism in Eukaryota, Metazoa, Arthropoda, Insecta, Diptera, Culicidae. Bases 699 to 1778 code for a protein of 359 amino acids. Gene Ontology annotation, molecular function: E-box binding; protein dimerization activity; DNA-binding transcription factor activity, RNA polymerase II-specific. The record is from RefSeq and is a predicted model, not a curated record. Gene Ontology annotation, biological process: sensory organ development; positive regulation of transcription by RNA polymerase II; axon development. The transcript has 2 exons.
GGCUCAUCCUCAUCUUCAUCCAUUCAGUUUGCGGCAGUCAGUCGGUGACUAGACGUGAACACGAUGAGACGUAUUUAAGACGAAAAGCGGAAAGUUGGGUCUUAACAGUUUGAGAAGGAGUGUUGUUGUUCAGUACAGAAAAUUGUGUGAGGAAGUGCGCUGUUGAACGGCGGGGACGACGCAGUGAACGUCCUUCAGUGGAACAGAAAUAAGAAUACAGUGGAAAAGGAUUGAGUUGACUUGGCUGAUUGUUGUCGGUUGACGGUGUUUCCGGAGAAAAGAAAACGAAAGCAGAGUGUUGGAUUGCCCGUGUUCGUUUUCCGGUGUUUGAUUGUCGCGAACAGCGGAAGAAGUCGUAAAAGUGCUGAGAGAGCACCCAAACGGAAAAGGAUUGAUUCUUCCGGUUAGGGGAGUACUAUUUGGAACGUCAGCGAUAAAAAAGAGUGACGGAAGGCUUGGAAUUGACAGAACGUGUGAAUGAUUGGAUUGGGAGAAAAGUUGCUGAUUCAGUGUUGAUAGAAAUAAAUGUUUAUGGAGAAGAGCUGAUGGCUGGAACGCGGAGAAGCUGAGAUAAGAGCAAACAAGGAAAAAAGUCGUUGAGACGAGUUACAAGUGUCAGUGAAGAAGAGAUUACUCAAAGAAGAACGCUGAAAUAGCCGUUUGAAGUAGAAGGCGCGGCCAACUGAAAUACGUUACGGAUGAAUGCCAUGAAUGCAAUCGCCAAGAUGUACCCGAAGCUGAGUGCCGUGGAAUUGUCAGCAAUUUUAAUGAAAGGUGCUGCAAUGUCCGCAGCUGCCUCGCUGGAACGUGAUUCCGGUUUCAAUUCGGGCAGCUCCGAACACGAAGACGAUCUCAAAAGCCUAGACCAGAGCUCCAGAGAUGGACUCAUCACACCGGAAAACAGUUCCGAGGAUUCGGUUGAGGUCAAACUACCUCAAACCGUAAUCAAGAACAAGCGCAAGAGUACGGAGCCGCUACGAGUGGUUUCGGAUGCGGAACUGCUUGGGCCAAUCAAAAAACGGAUCCGCUACGAAGGGCAGAUCAAGGAAGAGAAGGAACCUAUUCUAGAUCACCACGUGAACGGCAACCCGUUCCGCCCAUGGGCUCCGAGCGAGGAGCCCUCAGCAGCCCAUCCACUACCUGCACACUUUCCUAAUCCGGCCGAUCUGCUGGUCAGACACCCCGGAGUAACCACCUUUCACCGUGCCAUCAGCCUUAAACCUCUGGACCGCCUCCAGCAGCCAUCACCAGCCGCCAUCUACCCACCGUCCAUCCCAUCCACCUCCACCAGCACCCCCUGCCAACAGCAACCCCUCGCAUUGAUCUCUAAGAAAUCCCAGUCCUUCAAAGCCCCCUCCCUAACGGUACAGGACACCAUCCGGCAGUCCUCGUCCUCAGACCGAUCCGUAUUCCUCCCGCCGCACCCCGUCCGCGAUCCACCCCGAUCGGCCUCAACCAAAGCAAUGCAACCUCGCAACUACAAAAACAUGACUCGCGAGCGGCGAAUCGAGGCGAAUGCUCGCGAGCGAACCCGAGUGCACACGAUCUCAGCAGCCUACGAAAAGCUCCGCCAAGCCGUGCCCGCCUACUCCGAUGCGCAGAAGCUGUCCAAGCUGUCCAUCCUGCGGAUUGCGUGCUCCUACAUCCUGACUCUGAGCCGGAUGGCUGGCGACGAUUACAGUGCGGACGCGUCCGAACCCUCGAUCGACGACUGCAUCGAAAUGGUGACGAAAACCAUCCAGACCGAGGGCAAGAUCAAGAAGAAGAAAGACGAGUAAGCGGUAGCGCCUGCGAGCGGGUGCCAGAGUAAACAAGAUGAGUCAAUCAAAUGAUAAGUGGUGCUGUGCACACACGUUAAUUGAAACGCUUAGCAAUCGAGAGAGGAGAAGCGGUCAAAUGGAAUUUGAGCAACUUCCGCGCCAAAAUGAGUUUUAUUUGCUUCAUCGACUGAGGGUGACUGAAAUUUGAUGUGGUGAUUCAGCUCUGAACCGAGCUGAACUAGUUAGGAUAGGGCAAAAGGAUUUCACUAAGGACUUACUAUUUAUUUUGCCGGUUUGGGAUCCCACGCGGUCGAGGAUCUGAAUGUAACAAAUUUUAAGCGUUUUUAGAUUUUAGGGGAAUCGAUGCAAACAAGUACAAAUAGGGUGCAGCAGAAGGAAACUUGCAGGUCUGAUCCGUUGCCAUAAGAUUAAUUGGAACAUUGAGACAAUAAAACAUCGCCAAAUAUUUGAUAGAAAAGCAACACAAAAACCAGUAAACAAUAGCCGGUGCCAUAAACAAAAACACUAAAACCAGAAGGUAGAGCAACUGCAUUUUCUUUCGCCAUAUAGCAGAAACAGCUUCUUGUAGUAGAUUUAGGAUGUGGAUCAUUAAUUAGCACUGAUAACCGAGUCAAUCGAUUUACAUUUGUUUUCGUUUCAAACCGAGCCAGGUCAAGUCACACACACGCUAGAGUGGAAACUAGGUUUAGGCUGAUCUUUACUAACGAUCUUGUAUCUCAAUUUUGUUGUUGUAAGUCUUAGUCAGCGCUAAGGUAUAUUUAUAAGCAAAUCAAAUUUGUGAUUGUUUUGUAAACAAUUUUUAAAUGUCCUACAAUAAUCGACAUUGUGAAAGGAGUGCAUGGGAAAAGAAAAAAGCAUGAAUAAAAUCGAAAAUAUUUUUGAGUCAAUUUUAAACAA